Messenger RNA from Rhagoletis pomonella (apple maggot), 593 nucleotides. RefSeq names its product glutamate receptor ionotropic, kainate 1-like. The record is from RefSeq and is a predicted model, not a curated record. Lineage: Eukaryota; Metazoa; Arthropoda; Insecta; Diptera; Tephritidae.
UCUAACAAAGCAACACUCAAAUGGCACUGGGGGUGCUUUGCGAAUUAAAUAAAUUUUUGUUCGAAAUGUCUAAGAAGUUCUAUUGUAAUUGUUAAAAACCAAGUUAUGAAAUUCCUUGUUCAUGCAAAGAGACUGAAAGCUGAUGGAAGAUUUACUUGACUCAUGUUUUACCUAGUAAUGCAUUUGCUGCAACAACUUCCUCCUCUCAUGCAGGUAUCUGUGAUUAGUGAAUUGGCUGAAAGAAGUACCACCACGUUCGCCAACAGUACUGAUACAAAUUUGGAUGUUAGAGAUGACAUUGCUGUACAUAAAAAUAUUAUGUCUUCAACUGCUUACGGCGUUCAAUUUAUAUAUACUAUACUUAGCACUGUCAAGUAUCACCAUAGAGCAAACGGUAAUGACAUUCCGCUCACAAUGGCUUGAGUUACCAUUUAAAGUUAAAAACAUUCAAGUGAGUCGUUACCUGCACCGCAAGUCCAGUGCACAAGAAUAUGCAUUCAGUAAUCACAAAAUAUCUGUUUCGCACCUCCUCCUAAUUUACUAUCUAAGCAACUGCAUUUGCGCUGCAACAUUGCCACCUGUAAUCCGUUUAG